Messenger RNA from Calypte anna (Anna's hummingbird), 1792 nucleotides. It is a transcript of the gene LMF1, whose product is annotated as lipase maturation factor 1. Gene Ontology annotation, cellular component: endoplasmic reticulum membrane. The transcript is spliced from 11 exons. The coding region runs from base 1 to 1707 and encodes 568 amino acids. Gene Ontology annotation, biological process: protein maturation. The record is from RefSeq and is a predicted model, not a curated record. Lineage: Eukaryota; Metazoa; Chordata; Aves; Apodiformes; Trochilidae.
AUGCUCGCUGCGGGUUCCGAUAUGGCGGCGCCCAGCGCGGGGUUAAGGCAGCGGCGGGCGGGGGGCGGGAGCUGCCCCGCAACCCCGGAGCGUCCCGGUGCGGGGCCGGUGCGCAGCGGGGUGGGACCCCUGCUCCCGGGCACCUUCUGGCUUACCCGCAUCGUGCUGCUGCGAUCCAUAGCGCUGCUUUACUUUGUGGCCUUCCUGGUGGCAUAUCACCAAAACAAGCAGCUCAUAGGAGAGAAGGGGCUGCUCCCCUGUAAACUCUACCUCCAGAGUGUUAAAAAGUAUUUCAAAGGCAAGAUAAACCUGGAUGCUUUGAGCUAUGCACCAACAAUCAUCUGGUUUCUGGACUGGUCAGACAUGGACAGCAUCUUGGACUACCUCUCCCUCUUUGGCCUGGCAACUUCAGCCUUUGUGUUGAUAACUGGAUGUGCAAACAUGGUCCUCAUGGCUGUCCUGUGGCUCCUCUACCUCUCGUUGGUCAACGUGGGACAGAUCUGGUAUUCCUUUGGAUGGGAAUCACAGCUGCUGGAAACGGGAUUCCUGGGGAUAUUCCUCUGCCCCCUCUGGACCCUCUCCUGCCUGCCCCAGCACACUCCUCCUUCCCCCAUCGUCAUCUGGGCCUUUCGGUGGCUGAUUUUCAGGAUCAUGUUGGGAGCAGGGCUGAUUAAAGUUCGAGGGGAUCGGUGCUGGAGGGAGUUAACGUGCAUGGAUUAUCACUACGAGACCCAGCCAGUGCCCAACCCCAUCGCCUACUUCAUGCAUCGCUCACCCUGGUGGUUCCAUCGGUUUGAGACUCUGGUCAACCACUUCAUCGAGCUGGUGGUGCCCUUCUUUCUCUUCCUGGGACGGCGGAUGUGCAUCCUGCACGGCCUCUUGCAGAUCCUUUUCCAGGUGCUUCUGAUCAUCAGUGGCAACCUGAGUUUCCUCAACUGGCUCACCAUAGUGCCCAGCAUUGCCUGCUUUGAUGACAGCACCUUGGGCUUCCUCUUCAGCCCCCAGGCAGGAGGGGUUAAGGACCACCUGGUGCAGAUGCAGCUGGAAGGGGCAGCUGGGGAGCAGCAUCCUCGGCCAUGGGGCUGGUAUGUCCGCAGAGUGGUGAACAUCUCCUUUGGCCUCCUCAUUGCUUAUCUCAGCAUCCCAGUGAUCCUCAACCUCCUCAACUCCAGACAGGUCAUGAACACCUCAUUCAACUCCCUCAGGAUCGUGAACACCUACGGAGCUUUUGGGAGCAUCACCAAGGAGAGGACAGAAGUUGUCCUUCAGGGGACAUCCAGCCUGGAUCCCAAUGACCCUGCUGCUGUCUGGGAGGAAUAUGACUUCAAAUGCAAGCCUGGGGACUUGAAGAGGAGGCCUUGCUUCAUCACCCCCUACCACUACCGCCUGGACUGGCUGAUGUGGUUUGCUGCCUUCCAGACCUACGAGCAGAAUGAAUGGAUAAUCCACCUGGCUGGGAAGCUGCUGGCCCAGGAAGAGGAAAUUUUAUCUUUGAUGGCAACGAACCCAUUUGCAGGCAGAGCACCUCCACGGUGGAUCCGAGGGGAACACUUCAAGUACAAAUUCAGCCUCCCUGGGGGGCAGCAUGCCAAGGAGGGGAGGUGGUGGAUUCGGAAGAGGCUUGGUCCUUACUUCCCCCCUGUCAACCUCCAGGGCCUGAAGAAGUUUUACGAAGCCAGGAAUUGGCCUCACCCCCUGCAGGACUGAUGGAGAACAAGCUGGGGAAGAGGGGCAGCAAGUCAGCUCCCUACAAACGUCAUGUUUUGCCUCUCUCUGUAUUUAUUUUUAUUUU